This is a messenger RNA of Striga asiatica, 327 nucleotides long. The record is from the annotation of a GenBank genome assembly. NCBI's taxonomy places the organism in Eukaryota, Viridiplantae, Streptophyta, Magnoliopsida, Lamiales, Orobanchaceae.
AUGAAAAAGCCUCUGAUGAAGCAUCUGAUGAUAUUGAUAUUGGAACUCAUCAAACGGAGAAAGACUCUCAUACCGAUUCACGAAAACAUACGAAUCCUACAUCUCCACCUUAAUGACAAUCAUGCCGCCAAUAUUCCGGCCACCACCAGUGACUCCGAUGUCAAAUGCUGGGAAAAGCUUCUUUACCUCGAAUCCAUCAAAUCUAACCCCACUAAAACACUCUACAUAAACCCUAAUUUCAAUUCAACGCCAAUCUCCACCAUCACGCAAUGCCUCUCUUUGAUGGGAAUCAACCUCGCUGCCACCUGUCGGAUUCUCGAUAUGUAA